UCAUUCAUUUGUUUUACUAACAUUAUUUUUAUUUUAAUGUGUGUUUUGUUUUAUGUUACUUUAUUAAUAACCUUUAAUUUUAAUAAAUAGUCAGAAGUCAGUGUAUAGACCUGAUGUAUGUUGUCAGCUCAGUGUGAAUUGAAGGGCGGGACAGUCACAUCUUCUUGUGUUACAGCUACACCAGACACCUGCCAUGAGUGUCCUGCAGCUUUACAAGCUCCUCAUCGACGAGAGAUCAGGACUAAACCAAAAUGAUUGCUUGCUUUUGACGUUUUACCCCUGCCCGCUGAGGUCAGAGGUCAGUCACGGGAUCGUCUGCCUCCAGUGCGGCUGAAAAGCAGAUCUUCAUGGUGCCACUGAAAUGCCACCCGUCAUGCGCAAGAGGCAAAAUUGUGCCAUGCAUGCUGCCUUCCUGAACAGACACGGCUCGAGGGAGACGGACUCCUGUCUGAGGAAAGCUCAGUUCCACAUGGACCUCUGGUGUUACUUCACCCUCCAGAACUGGCUGCUGGACUUUGGCAGGCCUUUAGUCAUGAUCUUUUGUCCUUUGGAGUGGUUUCCUUUAAACAAACCCAGUGCUGGUGACUAUUUCCACAUGCUGUACAACAUCACCACACCCUUCCUGCUGCUCAAGCUGAUAGAGCGAAGCCCAAAGACAUUACCUCGCUCCGCCGUCUACCUGUGCAUCAUCACAUUUGUGAUGGGCGCCAGCAUACACCUGGUGGGAGAGUCCAUCAACCAUCGUCUCCUGCUCAGCGGAUACCAGCUACACCUGAGCGUCAGAGAAAACCCUAUCAUGAAGAACCUCAGACCAAAAACUCUGAUUGACUUGUUUGAGCUGCUGCAGUAUUAUGAUGAAAGUCUGGGUCAUUGCAUGUGGUAUGUUCCUCUAUUCCUCAUCUUGUUCCUGUAUUUCACCGGCUGUUUCACUAUAGUCAAAGCAGAGAAGACGAUGCCCAUCUCUGCGUGGCUUCUCCUAGGUCCUAGUGGCCUUUACUACUGGUAUCUUGUGACGGAAGGGCAAAUCUUCAUCCCGUUCAUUUUCACUUUUUUUGCCAUGACGGCUACAGUUGUGCACCAGAAGCGCAAAGGUUUUCUGCCCGAUGGUAACGGACUCUUCCUGCUCUACAGUUUUUCGCUAUCACUCCUGUUAGUGACCAUCUGGGUCGCCUGUUUGUGGAACGACAAGGUGUUACGGAGGAAAUAUCCAGGUGUGAUAUAUAUACCAGAGCCGUGGGCCAUUUACACAUUGCAUCUCAGAGACAAACACAUGACGCUCACAGACUGAACCUACAGUUCAAAUCACUCAGAGCAGAUCAAUAUGACAUUUUUAUUUUUCAAUAAGACUUGCAUUGCAACUCAAACUUUAUU
Labeo rohita (rohu) is the source of this 1371-nucleotide messenger RNA. RefSeq names its product CLN6 transmembrane ER protein b (gene cln6b). The coding region runs from base 362 to 1288 and encodes 308 amino acids. The transcript has 7 exons. The record is from RefSeq and is a predicted model, not a curated record. Lineage: Eukaryota; Metazoa; Chordata; Actinopteri; Cypriniformes; Cyprinidae.